UGGUCACGCUGAACAAAGUCCAAGGAGAAAAUUAUAUUAGGGUGAAGCUCUCUUGCGCUACAUCUUCUGCUGUUUUGCUAAGGCUAGCAAACUUCCAGGCAAUUUCUGUCAAGAUGGCUGAGAACAGAGAUAAAACUACCGACCAAAUGAAGGCGUGGAAGGAGAACAGAGGUUCUCGGAAACCAGACGUCCUGACCACUGGGGCUGGACAUCCCAUUGGAGACAAGCUGAACCUGCAGACAGCUGGACCCAGAGGCCCUCUUCUGGUCCAAGAUGUGGUCUUCACUGAUGAAAUGGCCCACUUUGACCGGGAGCGGAUCCCCGAGAGAGUGGUGCACGCCAAAGGAGCAGGGGCGUUCGGCUACUUUGAGGUCACCCAUGACAUCACCCGCUACUGCAAAGCCAAAGUGUUUGAACAUAUUGGAAAAACGACACCCAUUGCUGUCCGUUUCUCCACCGUUGCUGGAGAGUCUGGAUCGGCUGACACAGUUCGAGAUCCCAGAGGAUUUGCUGUCAAGUUUUACACUGACGAGGGCAACUGGGACCUCACGGGCAACAACACCCCUAUUUUCUUCAUCAGGGACGCCCUACUGUUUCCGUCCUUCGUCCACACCCAGAAGCGUAACCCCCAGACUCACAUGAAAGACCCUGACAUGGUGUGGGACUUCUGGAGCCUGAGGCCUGAGUCUCUGCAUCAGGUGUCCUUCCUGUUCAGUGACCGGGGUCUGCCUGAUGGUUACCGCCACAUGAACGGCUACGGUUCCCACACUUUCAAGCUGGUCAACGCUCACGGCGACCGCUUCUACUGCAAGUUCCACUACAAGACUGACCAAGGAAUUAAGAAUCUAUCAGUGGAGAAGGCGGCGCAUUUGUCAUCUACCAACCCAGACUACGCCAUUGGAGACCUGUUCAAUGCAAUUGCUAAUGGAAACUACCCAUCCUGGACUUUUUACAUUCAAGUCAUGACUUUUGAGCAGGCAGAGAAAUUCCAGUUCAAUCCCUUCGACCUGACAAAGGUGUGGUCCCACAAAGAAUUCCCAUUGAUCCCAGUGGGAAGAAUGGUCCUCAACAGGAACCCCGUCAACUACUUUGCAGAGGUGGAGCAGCUGGCCUUUGACCCCAGUAACAUGCCCCCCGGCAUUGAGCCCAGUCCUGACAAGAUGCUGCAGGGCCGACUCUUUUCCUACCCCGACACCCAUCGACAUCGGCUGGGGGCCAACUACCUGCAGAUCCCCGUCAACUGUCCUUUCAGGACCCGGGUUGCCAAUUAUCAGCGGGAUGGCCCCAUGUGCAUGUUUGACAACCAAGGCGGUGCUCCAAACUACUACCCAAACAGCUUCAGCGCCCCAGAGACCCAGCCUCAGUUUGUGGAGUCCAAGUUCCAGGUGUCUCCUGAUGUGGCGCGGUACAACAGUGCAGAUGACGACAAUGUGACUCAGGUUCGUGCCUUCUACACCAAAGUGCUAAAUGAGGACGAGCGCCAAAGGCUUUGCCAGAACAUGGCGGGGGCCCUGAAGGAAGCGCAGCUGUUCAUCCAGAAACGAAUGGUGGAGAACUUGAAUGCCGUCCAUCCUGACUAUGGAAACAGAGUUCAGGCCCUCCUGGAUAAAUAUAAUGCAGAGGCCAAAAAGAGCACCAGUGUGCACGUCUACAGCCGCCCAGGAGCCUCCGCCAUCGCUGCUUCCUCCAAAAUGUGAAGCUCCGCCUCCUCCUCCUCUAACCUCAGAGGAAUCGUGAUUACCUGAUAGAAUAACAGUUGACUGAACCUGCUAAUAAUGAAGUGUGUCUUUGCUAGCAGUUGAUUAUCUUUGCAGCGAAAUACUGUCGAAAACAAGAUUAUCGUAAUCCAGACAAACGUCUGGAAAUAAUCCUGUUUCUCUGGAUCUGUGGAUGUGUCGUCUUCUGGAACAACUGUCUUUCCUGAUGCUGCGUCUUCAUGAAGGCCUGUGAGAACUGUAACUGCAUUAUUGUGUGGAAGGAUGUGCACACGCACGUGCACUCGCCUUUAAAACGUUCUGCUGGGAUGAUGAGAAUCACACUGUUAUUAUAGGUGUGUGAAAGGUCUGGAUCUGUCACGCCCACCAGAGGCGGGGCUAUCUGAUCGAAGCUUCAAUUAUACAGAUUUUCUUUGUACUCUGUCAAUAAUAUAUUCUAAUGAAUUUUUUUUAUAAUCAUUAAAAGUUCUAACAAAAUUA
Messenger RNA from Oryzias melastigma (Indian medaka), 2195 nucleotides. RefSeq names its product catalase (gene cat). Gene Ontology annotation, biological process: response to hydrogen peroxide; hydrogen peroxide catabolic process. The coding region runs from base 114 to 1697 and encodes 527 amino acids. Gene Ontology annotation, molecular function: heme binding; catalase activity. Gene Ontology annotation, cellular component: peroxisome; mitochondrion; cytoplasm. Lineage: Eukaryota; Metazoa; Chordata; Actinopteri; Beloniformes; Adrianichthyidae. The record is from RefSeq and is a predicted model, not a curated record. The transcript has 13 exons.